Antechinus flavipes (yellow-footed antechinus) is the source of this 1278-nucleotide messenger RNA. RefSeq names its product collagen and calcium-binding EGF domain-containing protein 1-like. NCBI's taxonomy places the organism in Eukaryota, Metazoa, Chordata, Mammalia, Dasyuromorphia, Dasyuridae. The record is from RefSeq and is a predicted model, not a curated record. The coding region runs from base 473 to 718 and encodes 81 amino acids. The transcript has 2 exons.
AUCUAUGCCAUCCCAAUACAAAACACUGACACCCAUUUUCUCUCCCUUACUCUUCUUUCCUUUCCUUUCCCUCCCCUUUUUCAGCUGAGGGAAAGAGCGGAAGAAACGGACUCAGCCCUGAACUCAGGUCAAUCUGUCACUCAAGACCGAAGUCCUGGGAAAGACGCUCCGGCUGUACGUAGUUCCCAUCCUAGGUCCAGGUUGCACCGGGUGGGGAAAGCACGAUGGAACCCCUAAUUCUGACCUUUCUUCCCCGCAGCCUCCUUUCCUAAGCCCGGCUCCUGUUCUGACCCCCAGAGCUCUCCGGGCAGGUGGUGCAAACACCCCUGCUCUCCCGCGCCCCCUGCCGGAGGGAGAGAAGGAAAAGGAGGAGAAGAAAAAAAAGAGGAGGAGAAAAGAGGAGGCUGCAAGGAGGGAGAGAGAAAGAGCGAGAGCCUGGGCGCCGAGGGGGAACUGCCCGAAAGUUUGCCCGAUGGUGCUGCCGCUACCGCCGCCGCCGCCGCUGUCGCCUCCUCCACCAAGUGGGAGAGGAGGGGCGAAGAGACAGCUGGGCAGAAGCCUGGCUCCCCUGCUUCUCCUCCUGGCGCUGGGACACACCUUGACCUACCGAGAAGAGUUUGAGGACAGUGACAGAGAGGUCUGUUCCGAGAACAAGAUAGCGACCACCAAGUAUCCUUGUCUAAAACCUACGGGCGAGCUCACCACAUGUUUUAGGUAAGACUGCAUUUACAAGAGACUUUCACAGAUUACAGUAUGCGAAAUUACUGAGGAGGGAAGAGAGGUAAAGGAGAAUUGGGGGUGGAAGUGAGGAGAAAAGACCUGGGACUUUGCGGUUGUUUUUUUUUUUUUUUUUUUUUUGGUGUAUGUGUGUGUAGCUUGGUAUAAGCAAAGUGUCGGUUGUGAGCUCACCUCCGUGAGAAGUUUCCUGUUGUGUUUAUCUGAGUUAGGGGGCGGGGUGGGAGCCAGAAUUAAGCCGCAAAUUGGACUACUGGGCUAGCGCCUAUCAAGAUCCCAGCAGUGUUUAUCCCUAUCUCGCAUAUUUGUGUGUAGUAGAGGUGGGGGCCGAAAUCGGGGGGGGGGAAGGAUUAGAAAGUUGAAAGUUUAUGAAAUAAAGUUGAUUUGGGCUUUGAAUGUAAACACUGGGGUAUGGAGAAGAUGAAUGACUGCUUGAGCAUUUGCUGUUUUGUUUUGAAAAAUCCUAAGUCAACAAAGGGAAAAUAGUAGGCACUUGGCUGUCUCUUGACCCUCUCCCCCGCUGGGACAAUCUCAUUCGCUGUC